This is a messenger RNA of Marasmius oreades (fairy-ring Marasmius), 1190 nucleotides long. RefSeq lists its product as uncharacterized. The transcript has 6 exons. Lineage: Eukaryota; Fungi; Basidiomycota; Agaricomycetes; Agaricales; Marasmiaceae. The record is from RefSeq and is a predicted model, not a curated record. Gene Ontology annotation, molecular function: delta(3,5)-delta(2,4)-dienoyl-CoA isomerase activity. Gene Ontology annotation, cellular component: mitochondrion. Bases 35 to 910 code for a protein of 291 amino acids.
CGUGUCCACCAUUUCUCCUGCUCUCUACUCAAGUAUGCCCUUUGCACCAGCAGCUCUAAGUUCAGAAUGGAUCAAGGUCAAUGAACCAUUUCCACACGUACUACAUGUCCAACUUUCCAGAAACCCAGUGAACGCGUUUUCAACUCGCUACUGGCGUGCAUACGGGAAGCUCUUCGAAAGGAUCACCCAAGAAGCACCAGAUGUGCGGGCUGUUGUCCUUUCGUCUGCCCUGGACAAAGUCUUCACCGCCGGCUUAGACCUUCACGACCCCGAAGGCAUUGCCAGACCCGAGGACCCGAACGACGACAGCGACCCUGCUCGGAAAGCAAUCGCCAAUCUCUCAUUCAUCAAAGAGUUCCAGUCAGCGAUCAACUGUGUCGAACGUGCCCCGUUUCCAGUCAUAGCCGCAAUACAUGGUAUUGCCCUCGGUUUAGGUUUGGACAUGACUUCCUGCUGUGACGUCAGGUAUGCCGCCGAGGACGCCUCCUUCAGCAUCAAAGAGGUGGACAUAGGUAUCGCUGCUGAUAUUGGAUCACUAUCCUACCUUCCCAAAGUCGUGGGCAACAACUCUCUGGCACGAGAAUACGCGUACACUGGUCAACGCUUCUCGGCUUCCGAUGCAGAAAGGAUGGGAUAUGUAUCUCGCGUCAUACCAGGAAGUAGGGAACAGGUUGUCAGCGCUGCCCUUGAACUCGCCAAGACAAUUGCGUCCAAAAGUCCACUGGCUAUUGCGGGAACAAAGAGGUUGAUCACUCAUAGUAGAGAUCAUACUGUCGAACAAAAUCUCGACUAUACGGCAGUGUGGAGUUCGGCAAUGCUACAAACAGAGGACACAAAGGAAGCGCUCGCUGCAACACUAGGCAAGCGAACGCCGAAAUUCAAAACAUUAAAGGUCCUUUCUAGACUAUAGAAGGUCGUUGGGACUAUUCUGCUUGUCUGUCGAUGCAUGGUCCAUGUUCUCCAAGUCACUCUUUAAUUGGGCGAAAAAAGCAAUCUUGUCGGGAAUCUGUCAAAAGAAAGUGUUGGGGUUGGAUCUUUGGAAUAUGAAGGAGAUCGAAUUCGGUACCUGAUACCCUCGAACUCUCCCAGAUGUACAGGGAAUAGCGUAAAAAGAUGUUGCGGCUGUUACUUCUUUUCCUGCCCAAUCUCAUUCGGAAAUCUCACCAACCGUUAUAACAUGAUCACUUACC